Anolis sagrei ordinatus is the source of this 2345-nucleotide messenger RNA. It is a transcript of the gene MYF5, whose product is annotated as myogenic factor 5. Gene Ontology annotation, biological process: muscle organ development; skeletal muscle cell differentiation; regulation of transcription by RNA polymerase II. The record is from RefSeq and is a predicted model, not a curated record. NCBI's taxonomy places the organism in Eukaryota, Metazoa, Chordata, Lepidosauria, Squamata, Anolidae. Gene Ontology annotation, molecular function: DNA-binding transcription factor activity, RNA polymerase II-specific; protein dimerization activity; RNA polymerase II cis-regulatory region sequence-specific DNA binding.
GCAGAGGCUCGGGAUGCUUCUUCUUCUGCUGCUCCUCGCCAAGGGGCAGCCGCGCCUUCGCCCAACCCGCGGCUAUAAAGCGCCCUCCAGCUCGGACACCCCGAAGCCUCCCAGGAUGGAGGAGCCCUCGUUGCUCGACGCCGCUGCUGCCUUCUCUUUCUACGACGGCGGCGGCUCCUCUUGCCUGUCUUCUUCGCCCGACCAAGAGGAUGAAGAGGAGGAAGAGGAGGAGGAAGAAGAGGAGCACGUGCGGGCCCCGUCGUCGAGCCACCCGCAAGGCGGCGGCCCCUGCUUGCUGUGGGCUUGCAAGGCCUGCAAGAAGAAAGCGGGCGGCGGCGGCGGAGGGGGGCCCGGGGAGCGUCGCAGGGCGGCCACACUGCGGGAGCGGAGGCGCCUCAAGAAGGUCAACCAAGCCUUCGAGGCCCUGCGGCGAUGCACGGCCUCGGGCGCCCCCGGGCAGCGCCUGCCCAAGGUCGAGAUCCUCCGCGACGCCAUCCGCUACAUCCAGAGCCUCCAGGAGCUGCUCCACGACCACUACUACCGCCUGGGAGGCCACGGAGGGUCCCAGCCCGACAGCCCCCUCUCCACCUGCUCCGACGGCGGAUUGGGUGAAUGCAACAGCCCCAUGUGGACCAGGAGAAACAGCACUUACAGCAAUGUCUACUGCUCUGAACUUCCACGUGAAGUGACCACAGCCCUCUCCAGUUUGGACUGUUUAUCCAGCAUUGUGGACAGAAUCACCUCCCCGGAUCAGGCCGGGCUCUCCCUGCAGGAUGCAGCGGCUUCUCCUUCACCCGGUGCCAGCCCUCUUUCACAGCCAGGCAGUCCCCAGAGCCCUCACCCCAAGCUCAUCUAUCAUGUACUGUGAACGGCCUGAGAUUUGAAACCAGCUUGAAGAUCGCUUUGGCAUUUCUAAGAACGCUGGGCGGCAACAAGGAAACUCUCCAUUGAAAUAUGAGGCUCUUGGAAUUCAAGUGGACCAAAACAAAAAGUGUACCCUGAAGUACCACUUUUAAAAUGUGUAUAUUUGUAUAUAUAUAUAUUUGCCCUAUCCCCUCAUUCAAAGGAAUAACAUUAUAUUUAACCAAACAAUUCUAUUUGAAUAUUCUAUAUUAUAGUUAUAUAUUGAGGUUUUGAAUUUUUUGACAUUAACAUGAUUAUUAUUGUCAAGAAAGGAAGGAGUGCAGUUGGAGGUAAAGCGGACUGUGCUCUGGCAUGCCCAAAAGAUAUGCCAUGUUAUGUUUACAGAGGUUUUCCUUUUCCUAUUGCUAUAAGGUGGUGUGGCUUAACUAUUUUUAAUCCGCCAAAGUUACAAGUGCAACCUGUAAAUAGUUUUUUUAGGGUCAGCUCUUGCAUUAAUCAGAUAUAGGGAGCCUAUCUCCAGAAUCAGGUCCUGGCAAAAUUGUUGUUUGUUGUUAUUAUCAUGUAUCCUGAAAUUGUUUCUUAAGGCAAACCUAGCAUGGGUUUUUGGGGCAUGAUUUGUUCAGAGUUUGUUUUUGCUGCCCUCUGAGGCUGAGAGAAUGCAACUUACUAAAAGUCACGCAAGUGGGUUUCCAUAGUUAAGAGGGGAUUUGACCCAUGUCUUACAGAAUCAUAAUCCAAAAGCUCAAACCACAACACCAUGCUGCAUUUCAAAUUGUCAUGAUUUAUUUUAUAUUAUACAUUUACUACUUUAUUGUGGUUUUCCUUCAAGUUAUUUCUGACUAAUAGCCACCCUAAUGCAAUCCUAUCCAUGACUGAGCAGGAAUUGAACUCUGGUCUACAAAGCCUCAGUCCAACAUUCAAAUAUACCGGCUCUCUAGUUUUAUCAAUUGGCACAAGGUUCAAAUGUGUGGCUCUGUUAUCACUUUUACUGCCUCAGAACAGAAUUGUGGGAAGGGGAAUAAACUAUAUUUCAGAGACUUCCAGGAAGAUUCUAGGAGUUAGAACCCACAAAGUAAUUUUUCCAGGAUCUCCCUCACAGCUAUUGGUUUUGAUUUUGAUUUUGUUCUUGAACCAAAAGGUCCCAGUGCAUAUUUAUAUUCUUUAUCUUGCUAUUUCCACUCAGGCUAUCUCCCUAAAGCAGUGGUUCUCCACCUGUGGGUCCCCAUGUAUUUUGGCCUACAACUCCCAGAAAUCCCAGCCAGUUUACCAGCUGUUAGGAUUUCUGGGAGUUGAAGGCCAAAACAUCUGAGGACACACAGGUUGAGAACCACUGCCCAAAAGGGAGCUGUGGACUUAAGAGCUUUGAUGAGCUUUCUUCAAAUGAAAUUAGUAGAUGAAAACUGUAAUUCAAGUCUGGUUAUGUGUUUGUUUUAUAGUCAUGCACUCAAUAAUCAUCAUAAUAAAAGUCUUACUGUUUUGUU